AUGGUUUACUACUUCAAAGCCAGUGUGGCAAGUCAAAGUGAGUAUGACGACUUUGCAUUGGACAGCACUGAUAGUGAGCACAUUAUUUAUAUGGGUAAAGAUAAAAUUGAAAACGACCCGUUGAUUCACAAAUCUCAUCCGAAAAAUUUGUGGUUCCACGUAGAUAAGCAUUCAUCGGCACAUUUGUAUUUGCAGUUAAGCCAGGAACAACAACUUACCAAGUUUGAGGACUUGCAAGUAGAUGCCGACCUCCUACAGCAAAUCGCCCAAUUAACCAAAGCAAAUUCCAUCAAGGCCAAUAAGCUUAACAAUAUCACAAUCAUCUACACUCCGGUCGACAACUUAAGAAGUGAUGGGCUGAUGGAUACAGGCACAGUGACUUUUGUCAAUCCACAAAAAAUCAAAAGAGUGCACGUCACCAAAAAAGACAACAGUAUAGUAAAUAAGCUCAACCGGACAAAGACAGAAAUCACCACAGAACAAUUUGUGAAAGAACAGGAAGAGGCAUUACGUGAGUGGACAAGGACCCAAAGAGACGAAGUCCGCAAAGUGGAGCAGCGGGCAAAAGAAGAGGCAAAAUUGCGCCAGCAACAAAAGAUAUUCAACAAGGAUCCCUACGCGGACAUGUUUACCGAGGAAAACCUCAGGGGUAGUAGCAACGAAUUUCGGAAUGAGAAUUGGGUGGAGGAUGAGUUUUGGUGA
Molecule: messenger RNA, 702 nt
Organism: Metschnikowia bicuspidata var. bicuspidata NRRL YB-4993
Lineage: Eukaryota; Fungi; Ascomycota; Pichiomycetes; Serinales; Metschnikowiaceae
Exons: 1
Coding region: 1-702 (233 amino acids)
Source: RefSeq, a predicted model, not a curated record